AAUUAUUUCCCACAACCCAUUAUCGCUUGUACUCUGCCGCGUCUAGUACUCCCCUCGUCAAGACCUCUACUCCUCAACAUGACUAAACGUACACGCAAAGUGGGUGUGACCGGAAAAUACGGUACCCGUUACGGUGCUUCGCUUCGUAAGCAGGUGAAAAAGAUGGAGAUAACACAGCACGCCCGGUACACCUGCACCUUCUGCGGCAAGGACUCCGUGAAGCGUACCGCCGUUGGUAUCUGGAAUUGCAGCUCCUGCAAAAAGACGAUCGCUGGCGGUGCAUGGACAGUAUCGACGACUGCGGCUGCUACCGUACGGAGCACUGUUCGCCGUCUGCGGGAGUUGACUGAGGCAUGAAUCAAACAUCAUCGUUUCUUUUUUUCGUGUGUUGUUCCAUAUACUCGACCCAUAUAUGGUUUUUUCUUUCAGUAUACCGUGAUAAAUGGAGUGAUAAAGGGAGACUCGGGCCCGCCGUGAUCAUGAUACUAAGUUCAUGGAGAAAUAGAAAUUUCGAGCAAGCGCCGCAUCUCUGAAUUAGUGAAUCUUCUAGCGCAGUUUCGAGGUGGGCAUAUAUUUGAAACAAGAAACUGGGCAAAACAAUGAUACAUAUCUGCU
Molecule: messenger RNA, 615 nt
Organism: Suillus discolor
Lineage: Eukaryota; Fungi; Basidiomycota; Agaricomycetes; Boletales; Suillaceae
Product: ribosomal protein L37ae
Exons: 6
Coding region: 79-357 (92 amino acids)
Biological process (GO): translation
Cellular component (GO): ribosome
Molecular function (GO): structural constituent of ribosome
Source: RefSeq, a predicted model, not a curated record